Messenger RNA from Phyllopteryx taeniolatus (common seadragon), 4776 nucleotides. It is a transcript of the gene kctd3, whose product is annotated as potassium channel tetramerization domain containing 3. The transcript has 19 exons. Gene Ontology annotation, biological process: protein homooligomerization. Lineage: Eukaryota; Metazoa; Chordata; Actinopteri; Syngnathiformes; Syngnathidae. Gene Ontology annotation, molecular function: protein binding. The record is from RefSeq and is a predicted model, not a curated record. The coding region runs from base 1455 to 4013 and encodes 852 amino acids.
AUAACAUGGUUUGUUUGUUUUUUAAUACCAGAGCUUCACGAUACAGACGUUAGUGUUCCUUUCAUGACAUGUGAAAGAAUACCAUAUAAAGACAAAUUCUUAUGAAAAUACAUUGACAAAAGAAUUCCCCCCCCCCACACACACACACGUCUUAUAGCUACGUAAAUCGUGCCAAUUCCUAUCAGUCAAAAGCAAAAAAAAAUAAUUAAAAAUACUUUGAAGAUUAGUCAAGAUAGUUCACAUCCCAGUCGGCCACCCGUGUUUUGGCUGUUGCUCGUGUGUUCUGAUCGAGGGCCACAUGAUGUUUUUUUCAUUUUAUUUUUAAAACAUACACAUGGUCCAGGUCAUUCGUAGAUUCGGAAAAAAAAAUGAGUUAGAAUGCCUUUAUAAAAUACCUUAUUUAAAUCAUAGCAAUCAUUCUCAUGUAUUCAUUAAUGUUGAAUUUAUAAUACCUGAACAAUUUAUUCAUUCCAGUUUAUAAAAUUGUUGAAUGUAUGCAUAAAGUAGUUUUCUCAACAAAAUAGUGAAUUAUAUUUUUGUAAUGAACGUCAUUAUAAUUAAUCAAUUUAAUUCAACUAAUAAAAUGUGCUAAAUCUAAAUUCGAAAUAGUUUACUUUUAUAAACUUAUACUUCAUUCAGAUAAUUAAAACUAUUUUAGCAUAAUUAAUGAACUAAUUAUUCUAUGGAAUAAAUACAAAAAGUAAAAUUAAUACCUAAAAAUGCUCUUAAAUAAUAUUUAUUCUUUUAAAAUUUACAAUAAAGUAAUUCAUGAACUAUUUAUUGAGCUGGAGGCAUACAAAUACACAUUUUAAUUAAAAACAAAAAACAAUCGCCAAAGUAAUGCAACAAAUAUUGCAGGACUCUUGAUUACGUAAAUUAUCGGGGUAUGCUUUGUGUCUAUAAAUCAUUAUUUAGUAUUUAGUACCUGUUAUGGUUGAACGUAAAAUUAUUAUUCUUUUUACACUAAUUCUACAAGCGAAAACUUUCGCGCUCUCAGACGCGGAAGUGUCUUCAGACGAAAGCGGAAGUAUUUGGGCGAAGCCGCUCUCGGUCCGAGUGUCGGACGUGUGCGCUCUUGACGACGUCGCGGCUCGACGUUGCAGCGCAAGAUGUUAUUUACGAUGAACACGAGAGCCUGCCAGUGAUGCGAAUGCGCCCGCUGGAUUACAACGGAGCUCUUACACUUUUACCAUUUUGGAUUGACGAAGCCCACUGUGCUUGUUAGGAUAAAGAUUUAAAAUAAUAAAAAAAAGGCUGUCCACAUUUGUGUCGCUUGCAUUGAGGGUGCUUUCAUGGAGCUGAGGGACGUGAGAGAGAGAGGGUGUCACCACGAUGCGGGGUCUGAACUCGCUCCAGGACAGGCGCCCGAUCCCAGCGUGAUGUUAGCCUGCUAGCGUCGUGAUGCAGCGCUGACUGUGAUCUGACUUUGAACCGCUCGCUGCCGGCCUCCCAUCAUGGCGACCAACGGCGGCGAUCUGACGACGGGGAUGGGGGAAAUCAUCCAGCUCAACGUGGGUGGGACGCGUUUCAGCACCUCUCGACAGACUCUCAUGUGGAUCCCAGACUCCUUCUUCUCGAGUCUGCUGAGUGGAAGAAUAUCCACUCUUCGGGAUGAAACUGGAGCUAUAUUUAUUGACAGAGACCCCACAGCUUUUGCACCAAUUUUAAAUUUCCUCCGAACCAAAGAACUUGACCUGCGUGGCGUCAACAUCAGCGUUCUGCGGCAUGAAGCUGAAUUUUAUGGCAUAACCCCCUUAGUGCGGCGCCUCCUACUGUGUGAAGAAUUGGACCGCUCGUCAUGUGGCAGCGUUCUCUUCCAUGGUUAUCUCCCGCCUCCAGCCAUACCUGGCCGGAAGUCAAGCUCCGCCUCCUCCUGUGACGAGCGACCGGGUUCCAGUGGAGCGGAGGGGUUCAGCUAUGUCGGCGCCCCUCCUCACCCUCCUUUCCCCGGCUCACCUGGAUUAGAUGAAGCUCAUAAACUUGGACCGGACCCUCGUAAGGUGCUGAUCAUAGCAGGACACCACAACUGGAUUGUAGCGGCGUACGCACACUUUGUCAUCUGCUACAGGAUAAAGGAAUCUACCGGAUGGCAACAAGUGUUCUCCUCUCCCUGCCUUGACUGGACCAUUGAACGCAUCGCACUGAACGCCAAGGUGGUGGGCGGCCCGCACGGCGACAAGGACAAGAUGGUGGCCGCCGCCUCGGAGAGCAGCAUCGUCCUCUGGAGCAUCCAAGAUGGAGGCAGCGGCAAUGAGAUAGGCGUGUUCAGCCUCGGUGUGCCUGUGGACGAUCUCUUCUUCAUCGGAAACCAGCUGGUGGCUACGAGCCACACUGGGAAGGUCGGAGUGUGGAAUGCUGUAACGCAGCACUGGCAGGUUCAAGAUGUUGUUCCCAUCACCAGCUGCGACACAGCUGGAUCCUUCUUGUUACUGGGCUGCAACAAUGGCUCCAUCUACUAUAUUGACAUGCAAAAGUUUCCACUGAGAAUGAAAGACAACGACCUCCUGGUGACAGAGCUUUAUCACGAUCCGUCAAAUGACGCCAUCACCGCAUUGUCUGUCUACCUCACGCCAAAAACCAGUGUGAGCGGGAACUGGCUCGAGAUCGCCUACGGGACCAGCAGUGGCGCAGUGAGAGUCAUCGUGCAGCACCCAGAGACGGUCGGCUCGGGCCCUCAGCUCUUCCAGACGUUCACUGUGCACAGGAGCCCCGUGACCAAGAUCAUGUUGUCCGAGAAACACCUGGUCUCAGUGUGCGGCGAUAACAACCACGUGCGCACAUGGACGGUGACGCGCUUCCGAGGGAUGAUUUCCACCCAGCCGGGCUCCACACCCUUGGCGUCCUUCAAAAUACUCUCCUUGGAGGAAACAGAGAGCCACGGCAGCUACUGUUCUGGGAACGACAUCGGUCCGUUUGGAGAGCGAGAUGAUCAGCAGGUGUUCAUCCAGAAGGUCGUCCCCAUCACCAACAAGGUCUUUGUGAGGCUCUCGUCCACUGGGAAAAGAAUCUGUGAAGUGCAGUCGGUGGACGGCACCACCAUCUCUUGCUUCAUGGUCCGUGAGUGCGAGGGUUCCAGCCGGAUGGGCUCGCGACCUCGCCACUAUUUGUUCACCGGUCACGGCAACGGCAGCAUCCAAUUGUGGGACCUGACCACGGCCAUGGACACCGCCAACAAAGGAGAGGAGAAGAAGAAAGAGGAUGUCGGCGGCCCCACAGAAGAGGAACUUCUACAGCUGUUGGACCAGUGUGACCUGAGCACGUCUCGCUGCGCCACGCCCAACAUUAGCCCCGCACCCUCGGUGCUGCAGCACACGCGCCUCAGAGAAUCUUCCUCAAGUGUGCAGUUGCAGGUUCAGGAAGCCAUUCCUGAGAACCAGGUGACCUACGGAGCUGUGCGGCCUUACAGGGAGAGCCCCCUGCUGGCCCGCGCCAGACGAACAGAGUCCUUUCACAGCAACAGAGACUUCCAGAACUUCAGCCUGAGUCGAGGUAUCCUGGACAGCACAGAUGAGAGCCCUAGUCAGCCCGCGCACGCACGCCGUUCCCUCUGCGACUUUGGCUCCGAGGAGAGCGAGGGGAGGCUCUCUGCCAUGGAGCUGUGGACCUGCCGCAGCAACGACGUCAACAACGCAAACGCUCUGACCGCUGCUGACAGGACCAAGACCGACAGCGGGAGUCAGGAAUCUCCACGGCAACCCCCUGACAGCCCGGUCCCCGGAGGAGGCGACGUCAGACGGAGGGCGCACCCGCAGCCCGAGGAGGGGGAAGGCGUGGGGGCGGCUGGAGACGGGGCCAAGGCGGAGGGCGGUGCGAAGAAGAGGGGAGUGCUGGAGGUGGGCUUUCUGGGGAGGAAGCGGGCACCCCCAGUCCCAAUGCUCUCCCUUGGAUCCGAAGGCGCCGGCAGCGACCCCCCCCUUAACGUCUCUCCUUCCCCCACCAAACUGACUUCCUGCACCUCGCCACGACAGAGGAAGCUCACGGCUGAGUCGUCCAAUCAGGACAGCAGCCUGUGACCCGAUUCCUUCCACAGUCCAAAAACUGAGUGUGAAUGAUUGUGUGACUCUGUGAUUGAAUGAUCAGUCCAGCACGUACCUGCCUUCUCAUAUACUAAGGCUGGGAUUACACUGCCUGGAUCAGGUGAUGCAAAACUAGACUACAUUUCGGUCAAUUGGAAACUUUCCUUGGGAAUGAAUGACAAUUUAUGGGAAUGAAUCAAGAAUUUAGAAAAUUUAAGGUUACCUGAAUUCCAGUUUAUUCCCAUAAUUCCCAUGGUAUGUUUCCAAUUUGGAAUUCCCCCCCCCCCCCAUCUUAAAUUCUUCUUCUUUUCCUUUCGGCUUGUCCCGUUAGGGGUCGCCACAGCGCGUCAUCCUUUUCCAUGAGAGCCUAUCUCCUGCAUCCUCCUCUCGAACACCAACUGCCAUCAUGUCUUCCCUCACGACAUCCAUCAACCUUCUCUUUGGUCUUCCUCUAGCUCUCUUGCCUGGCAGCUCCAUCCUCAUCAUCCUUCUACCAAUAUACUCACUCUCUCUCCUCUGGACGUGUCCAAACCAUUGAAGUCUGCUCUCUCUAACUUUGUCUCCAAAACAUCGAACCUUGGCCGUCCCUCUGAUGAGCUCAUUUCUAAUUUUAUCCAACCUGGUCACUCCGAGAGCGAACCUCAACAUCUUCAUUUCCGCCACCUCCAGCUCUGCUUCCUGUUUUCUCUACAGUGCCACUGUCUCUAAUCCAUACAUCAUGGCUGGCCUCACCACUGUUUUAUAAACUUUGCCCUUCAUC